GAAGUUGUUGCUGAGCUCAUGGCUGACACCACUGUGGAAGGAGUUCAAUGGAGCGUGGCUGGAAAGGAUGCAGAUUGGUUCUACUUGGAUGAAAGAAACAUCCGGCUAAAUGCAUCAUCUGACAAGAUCCUUGACCGAGAGGCCCUUGGUCCGGUCUUAAUGGCUGAACUAUCAUGUCAUGAAGAGGACAUACAUCAGAGUGUGUACAGGUUAAUGGUGGAAAUUCUCAAUGAGAAUGAUAAUUUCCCCUUGUUUACGGAAAACACUUCUCGAUCUCUUAUAAUCAGUGAGCUGAUUCCAGUGAAUUCUGUGGUAUUUACUGUCCUGGCCACAGAUGCUGAUAACGACAAGAUCAUAUAUUCAGUUGACCAGACGUCACCUGAUGCAGAAUACUUCAAAGUCAAUCUGCCUAACAGCGGAGAGGUGAUCCUUUCUAAACCUCUAGACUAUGAGACCAAAACUCUGCUUAAUGUCACCAUCUAUGCAUCGGAAAUGAACACUGCUGAGCACUACAACACCAGCAUCAACAUUGCCAUCACCAUCUUGGAUGGAGAUGACCAGUACCCACAAUUCCUGCCAUGCAUGUUGCUUUUUCAGGAUGAGAACAGCCGAAUCUGCACUAGUCCUGUGUACAUGGUCAAUGUCACUGAGGGGGAAGAGGACAUUGUGUUGGACUUUUUCCCGGGUCCUAUUCAGGCAGUGGAUGGUGACAGAGGACUCAGCUCUCCAGUCAGCUAUGCCAUCCUCUCAGGAGAUGACGAUGGGCGUUUCAGGAUAGACAAAGAGACAGGUGAAAUGAGACUGGCACAGGGGGUGAGAGACAGACUCAUAAGUCCAGUACUACGGCUUCAAGUCAUGGCAUAUCAGGACAACGACCCCAGGAAGUAUUCUGUUGCUACAGUGUUGGUCCGAGUUCUGGCAGUGAACCGGUUUUAUCCAGAGUUUGACAUGGAUGAAUAUCAUGGCUUUGUAACUGCAGGGAAGAGUCCAGUUUCUCUGGUCAAUACCUAUGGCAGCAAAGCACUGAUGUUACAUGUACAUGACCAAGACUUUAACCAAGGCUUCAAUCCCAUGAUCUACUUCACCUUUACUCCAACAUCUAAUCACACAGACAUCUAUCAAGUUACACAGGGUGGACUCCUAAUUGCCAAGACCAGUCGUGUUACACCAAAGGAGAAACAUAUUCUAGAGGUAACGGCUGUAGACCAGGAGUCGGGAGACACCACGUUUACUACUGUAGUGGUGGAAGUGUUAACAGAAGAACAGUCGAUCCCUCAUAGUCCACUAGGAUUGGGCCGUCUGACAGGCUGCACUGUGGGCAAAGCCUUGUUUCUGAGCAUGGUGAUUAUGACUUUGCUUGGAUGUGUCUUGUCUAUGCUGAUGUGGCUGAAGAGGAAACACAAGGGAAUGAGAGACCCCCUGGAGAGAGGAUGCGUGGCUCAGGGCAAACACCCCAAUGUGAGCUUACGGUGGUUCCAGCUGGUGAAUCAUCGGAGUGCUAUGGCCCAUAUGGAGGAGGUAUCCUACAACAGUGAAGAAUAUGGCACCUGCAAUCCAUCCUUCAGCUUUUCAGAUAAACCAGUCUUCUAUACCAAACAAGACACCCACCUCUGCCAAGAACCCACUUCCCAUAGACCCGUUUCUCCAUUUGACACCAACUUUAUCCCCACUGAAACUUUGUGCAGCCCUGUGAUCCUAAAUAAAAAUGCCCUUGAACUAACCAAAACCUCCUCUAGUUCACCCACCUUUCACCCAACUAGGGAGGAAUUGAAUCUUACACAUGUGGAUCAAGAUGCUGCUCCACCUAAUGAAAAUCCUGACUUGCUUCCUGAUGUGACCUCAGAGCCUGUGGAAGCACAGUCUAACACCCUCCCUGGCCCUGCAACCCAUGAUGACCCUAGACCCUCAUAUUUAACUGUUCCCGAAUCAGAAACAACUAGCAACAACAACAUUGUUGAGCAAGUUACCAGUCCCUCCUCACCAUCCUCUACUCCAUGCAGUCAUUUUCAAAUGACUUCUGCAGAAAUGGACAAACCGCUCGUAAAAACCUGUGAGAUGACACCCCCACAUUCACCGUUACAGUCCUCACCCCUCCCCAAGGAGAAAGGAACACCCCCUCCCACCCCAGAACAUGGACUUUUAAAAGCCACCUUGGUACAUAUAGACACAUCUCCAACUGAUACUCCCCCAGAAACACCAGGGCGAGCAGCAGAGAUCGCAAAGGCCAACCCCCCCUGCACAUCACUGGACCAAACAGACCAAUCAGAGCUUACAGGAGGAAUAGCAGAUGCCACGAGUCCAUCUCAGGAUAGAAGGCCUUCAACAAAUUCAGGAAACACCCAAGAAGACCCUGGGGUGGGGAAUGGGGAUGAUGAUGGUUUUCUCGGGGAUGAGGAUGCAGACAAGAACAGUGAGGGUGAGGAUGAGUUAGAGUCUGAUGAAGAAGAGCUACUAAGAGUUAUGGCUCGUUGUAAUCCUAUCUUUAUCACAUUUAGUAAGUGAUGUCACUAUGAUAUCGCAGGCAAUGAGAAUGACCAGGUGGAUGACCGAAGAUGGGAGCAGUUCAGGUGAAGAUGGAGGUCUCAAACAGCAGAGUGCAAAAACGCCACCAAGCAAGAAAGAAACCCAACAGUCUGGUUCUGCUGAGGCAAAGAAGUAGACUGAAGCAUACACAGCGCACACGAGGGAAGACAUGUAUAUGUUAACACAAUGCAAACAUGUAAAAAAAAACAUUUGGCAGCACACAAUCAUCAUGAGUAAAUGCACAAUAUUGUACCAUUUGUUUACUGUUUUACUGUUAGUGCAAAUAAUAAGGAGCUACCAUGAAAACAUAUGCAGUUAGAAACACUGUUUGUAAGUUACACAUAUAUUAUUGAUAGCUUUUUCAAUGAUGCAUCAUAUUCACACACAGUAACCAAUCAUACCAAUCUGUCACCAUUCAGUAUAUAUUCUCUUUGUUUAAGAAUAACAACAUGUAUUGAUACCCUGUGAAAACUGCUGCAGAGCUGCAUCCAUACAGGCUGGAUUUCUGAUCAGUGGUGAUACAGUUUGUUUUUGAUGGCAGAAUAUUCUCAGAAGUCUCAAAGGCCUCAACAUUUAAAUCACAUUUAAAAAGAUCUGCUGCAGAUUUCUUUUAAAUAGCUGCAGACUGACGUUUUUCUAAACUUUCAGUCUGUCGCA
Messenger RNA from Melanotaenia boesemani (Boeseman's rainbowfish), 3180 nucleotides. RefSeq names its product cadherin-5. Lineage: Eukaryota; Metazoa; Chordata; Actinopteri; Atheriniformes; Melanotaeniidae. The record is from RefSeq and is a predicted model, not a curated record. Gene Ontology annotation, cellular component: catenin complex; adherens junction; membrane. The transcript is spliced from 14 exons. Gene Ontology annotation, molecular function: cadherin binding; calcium ion binding. Bases 19 to 2502 code for a protein of 827 amino acids. Gene Ontology annotation, biological process: cell-cell junction assembly; homophilic cell-cell adhesion; multicellular organism development.